This is a messenger RNA of Brassica rapa (field mustard), 823 nucleotides long. RefSeq lists its product as uncharacterized. NCBI's taxonomy places the organism in Eukaryota, Viridiplantae, Streptophyta, Magnoliopsida, Brassicales, Brassicaceae. The record is from RefSeq and is a predicted model, not a curated record.
AAUCAUUUUGUUCCCUAAUUCUGUAAAUCUCUAAAAAAAUUCACACCACCCAAAACUAGUCCCAAGCAACAACCACUAUGUUACACAAUCACCUUAUAAAUACCAAACCUUACCUGAAAGUCUCAACAAACACACCACACUAGCUCCACCCGCUCAACAACUUAUAGCCUUCUACAUUUUCAACAAACAGAUUUAAGCUAAGUGAGAGAAAUGAAUACGAAGACUUGUCUCAUAUUCUUCCUCUCUUCUCUACUCAUCACAAACAUCGCCUUAGCGCAAGACCGAGCUCCUCACGGGUUGGCUUAUGAGACCCCAGUGGCGUUUUCACCUUCUGAAUUUGACUUCUUCCAUGCACAACCAGAAAACCCGGAUGCCACGUUAGACCCUUGCGCUGAAUCCGGCUGCUCGCCUCUCCCUGUGGCUGCGAAGAUUCAAGGAGGUUCUGCAAAAGAACAGCAAAGCGAGAUAACAACAGUGUCAAUUGGUUCCAGAACCGGAAUGGGAGCUGGUGGUGCGGUCAUGAUCAUCUUUGGACUUGUGUUUCCCAUGCUUAUGUGAACCAUUACAACUCCAUCCAACCUAGUGUUAUGAGCUGAUGUUAUGAUAGAGCAAUAUAGCUAGAGUUCGAGUUGAAAUGUGUGUUUUUUUCCUUCACUUUUUCUUGAAGCUUGUAUCUAAUUCCAUAUGCAGCGGUUAAAAGGAGAGUAUUGACUGUUUAUAGUCAGGCCCAGUUUAACGUAAGAAGCAAGCAAUUAUGGCUACAUUUUAGUAAAAUUUAAGAAACAUUUUAAAAUAUUUUUGUUUUAUAUUAACAAGCUUUUCU